Messenger RNA from Astyanax mexicanus (Mexican tetra), 868 nucleotides. Its product is annotated as Ig heavy chain Mem5-like. The record is from RefSeq and is a predicted model, not a curated record. Gene Ontology annotation, cellular component: immunoglobulin complex, circulating; external side of plasma membrane; blood microparticle. The transcript has 4 exons. The coding region runs from base 44 to 868 and encodes 274 amino acids. Lineage: Eukaryota; Metazoa; Chordata; Actinopteri; Characiformes; Acestrorhamphidae. Gene Ontology annotation, molecular function: antigen binding; immunoglobulin receptor binding. Gene Ontology annotation, biological process: phagocytosis, engulfment; phagocytosis, recognition; positive regulation of B cell activation.
CAUACAGAACUGAAUUUACAAACUUUAAUCCCAUUAAAGAGUUAUGGAGCUGAUGAUAGCUAAAUGCUGCAUUCUUAUACUGAUGCUAACACAAGAUAUUAUAAAUGCUGAGAUCAGACUUGAGCAGUCUUCUGCUGUGGUGAAGAAACCUGGAGAAACUGUGAAGAUCUCCUGUAUAAUAAGUGGAUACAGCAUGACCAGCAACUACCUGCACUGGAUACGACAGAAACCAGGACAAGCUCUGGAGUGGAUUGGUCGGAUGGAUACUGGCUCAAAUUCAGCGAUUUAUUCAGAUUCCAUGAAAGAUCACUUCAUACUGACUGAGGACGUUCCCUCAAGCACACAGUUCUUACAGUCCAAGAGUCUGAGAGCAGAAGAUACUGCUGUUUAUUACUGCGCUCGAACAGACACAGUGACUAAAACUGAUGAAGCAGCUAAACCUGGAGAAACUGUGAAGAUCUCCUGUAUAAUAAGUGGAUACAGCAUGACCAGCAACUACCUGCACUGGAUACGACAGAAACCAGGACAAGCUCUGGAGUGGAUUGGUCAGAUGGAUACUGAUGUUCACAGUAUUGAACUGACUCAGCCUGGUUCUAUGAUGGUUCGUCCAGGUCAGAGUCUGACCAUCAACUGUAAAGUUUCAUAUUCAGUUACGGGCUCUGCUACAGCCUGGAUCAGACAACCUGCAGGAAAAGCUCUGGAGUGGAUUGGACACAUCUAUAGCAGUGGGAGCACAGCUUACAGUGAUAAACUGAAAAACAAGUUCAGCAUCUCCAGAGACACUGGAACUAACACAAUAACAUUACAAGGACAGAACCUGCAGACUGAAGAUACAGCUGUGUAUUACUGUGCGAGACUCUCACAGUGA